CAGACCCGGCGCAGAUUCCCAGUGCGAGUGAGAAGCAUGGGGCGCCUCAGUCACACUAUUCCACCACGGCCCACCGUCCACGGGGUGUACCAAGGGUGCGAACCAAGGCCGUGCCCACGUUUCUUGCUUCCCGUUACCCAAAGCCGUCUCCAGCAAUGGGCCGACCACGUCUUGCUGUCGGGACCCUUUGGAGACUGCCGCGCCGGCACAGUGCUUCCGGUCCACGUACAACUAACCAACCCCCGUAACGGCACUACCUCCUCGCUGCAGGCAAUCCCAGAAGGUGUGAGGGGGUGAGAGGGUGCCCUGUCGAUUCGAAGAACCGUCGGGUGGUUCUCAGCCUAAUUUCCCUUUCUUUUAAACCGUAUUGUCUAGCCUUCCGGGGAAGGACGCCUGCCUUUCCGGCUGGCAAAGUUUUUUUUUUUUUUUUUUUUGUGCCACGCUGGCUCGCAUCGCGAGAUUGGGCCUUGUCUUGUGCGCCUCUAUGCGGGUGGCGCGCCGAGCCGCCGAUCGGACUCUUCCUUCACCGCGAUCAGUGGAAAACUCGUCAAAGGGGAGAUCUGUCGAUUAUACAUGGGUGUUGCGAGGAAAGGCGUUCCGUGUAGUGACGGUGCUUAGGGCGACAGGUUGAAGAGUUUUUCGUGUGUGCGCGCC
Pyricularia oryzae 70-15 is the source of this 654-nucleotide messenger RNA. RefSeq lists its product as uncharacterized. Bases 37 to 297 code for a protein of 86 amino acids. The transcript has a single exon. Lineage: Eukaryota; Fungi; Ascomycota; Sordariomycetes; Magnaporthales; Pyriculariaceae. The record is from RefSeq and is a predicted model, not a curated record.